Bathycoccus prasinos is the source of this 711-nucleotide messenger RNA. RefSeq lists its product with no specific name. Bases 1 to 711 code for a protein of 236 amino acids. Gene Ontology annotation, molecular function: RNA polymerase II cis-regulatory region sequence-specific DNA binding; DNA-binding transcription factor activity, RNA polymerase II-specific. Gene Ontology annotation, biological process: regulation of transcription by RNA polymerase II. Lineage: Eukaryota; Viridiplantae; Chlorophyta; Mamiellophyceae; Mamiellales; Bathycoccaceae. The record is from RefSeq and is a predicted model, not a curated record. The transcript has a single exon.
AUGAACGCAGAAGAAGAAGAAGAAGAGACGCAGAGGAAGAGGAGAGCUUUGAUAAACGGGUUUUCCUCCUCGUUCGAGGGAAGGAGAGACGAUAUCGCGAAACGGGUGGAACUGUUUAGGAGAGAUACAGAAGAAGAAGAAGAAGAAGAAGAAGAACAUCAUCAUAAUAAUCGGGAAUUCACGAACGCGCUGAGAGAGGCGCUUCGAGAUGUCUCGUCGACGAUGAACAAACGAGAAGAAGACAAAAAAGAAGAGAACUGUUUAACAUCGUUGAGUAGUAAAAAAUCCAUCGCCACGCAGACGGAACGAAAUGUGAAAAGGAUCAUGAACAAACGGUUGGAGCGGGUGAAGAAGAUGACGGAUUACGUCGCCGUCGCGUCGUGGGGUGGUGGUGGUAAGAGUUUUAGCGUCGAGGAUGAUGAUACCAGGAGAUUGUGCCACGACGCGAGGAUGAUGAUGGAAGAAAAGAAGAAACGGUUGAAACCGGGAAGCGCGGCGUCCACUCGAAGGAUUACCAAGCCGUUAAAAGACUGGAUGUACGAGAACGUUCAUCACCCGUAUCCGUCGAGAAAAGAGAAGAUGGUUCUGUCGCAGGCGACUGGGAUGUCUCCAGGACAAAUUUCAAACUGGUGCAUUAACUUUAGAGGAAGAAAAAUGAGGCCUCUCGUUCGCGAGUUUGUCGAGGAGGCGCGUAAAGUAGUACAGAAGUAG